This is a messenger RNA of Myotis myotis, 4985 nucleotides long. RefSeq names its product nephrocystin 4 (gene NPHP4). The record is from RefSeq and is a predicted model, not a curated record. NCBI's taxonomy places the organism in Eukaryota, Metazoa, Chordata, Mammalia, Chiroptera, Vespertilionidae. Bases 245 to 4549 code for a protein of 1434 amino acids. The transcript has 31 exons. Gene Ontology annotation, cellular component: ciliary base; non-motile cilium; cytoskeleton. Gene Ontology annotation, biological process: protein localization to ciliary transition zone; negative regulation of canonical Wnt signaling pathway.
CCGCGGUGGCAGCGGCCCGGGCGUCCUUCGGCCGGUUCUUGGCCCCCGAGGCCCGCGGCUCCGCCGGCACCGGCUGGCGGCGGGGCCUCUGCGUCCGUAGUGGAUCUCUUCCUCGAGAGCGUGGGCCUCGUCAUUCCAGGGUGGGCGUGGGCGCAGCGGACCGGUCUCCUAGGUACACAUGCCAUGAGGGUCGGGAGCCUGUCUGCUGUGGUCAGCACCGUUUCUCCAGGGCCUGGCACGUGGGAUGGUGCAGGUGACCCCCAAGGCCAGUGACCCGCAGACCGGCAGGAUGCGUGACUGGCACCAGAUUUUUGACCAGAACAUGCUGGUGCCUCCCCACCCACACAGAGCACGCCAGCCCUUAAAGGACUCGACGGCGUUUCAGUGCGUCCUGAAGUGGCUCGAUGGGCCGCUAAUUAAGCAGGGCGCGCUGGAGGUGCUGUCGGAGCUGGGGUGCCAUCUCCGCGUGUCUCUCUUCGAUGUCGCCUACCGCCACUUCUUCGGGAGGACGUGGAGGAGCGCAGCGAGGCCCGUGGAGCCGCUCCCCAGGCAGCCGUCCAGGAUCGUCCUGAAUGAGCCCGUGUACUUCCACACGUCCUUGAGCCACCCGAGCAUCGUGGCCGUGGUGGAAGUGGUCGCCCACGGCAGGAGACGGGACGGGACCCUCCAGAGCCUGUCGUGUGGGUUUGGGAUUCUUCGUAUCUUCAGCAGCAAAACGGAGUCUCCCCGCACGGCCUCCCAGGACAGACGGUUGAGACUGUAUCACGGCACCCCAAGAGCCCUGCUGCACCCCCAGCUGCAGGACCCCAUCGAACAAAGCAAGCACCUGACGGCCAUCGAGAGCUGCAGCCUGCAGUACACGCUGCAGCCGCACCCGGCCCUGGAGCCCGCCUUCCACCUGCUGCCCGAGAACCUCCUGGUGUCCGGCCUGCAGCCGCCGCCCGGCCUCCUCCCGGCGCCCCGGGACGCGGGUGACGCCCUCCGGAGGCCGCGCCUGCAGAAGCCGGUCACGUGGUACCUGGACGAGGUGUUCUUCACGCUGUACCCCUCCCUUGAGAAAUUCGAGGAGGAGCUUCUGGAACUCCUGAUCAGCGACCACUUCCGGGAGGGGGACGGCCCGCUGGACAGCAGCGCCCUGGAGAUCGCCGAGCGGCGUCUGUGUGUCGGCGCGCACAACGGUCUGGGCUUCGUGCAGAGGCCGCAGGUCAUGGUGCUGGUGCCCGAGAUGGACGUGGCCUUGACGCGCUCGGCCAGUUUCAGCAGGAAAGUCGGCUCCUCCUCCAAGUCCAGCUCUGGAAACCAGGCUCUGGUCCUGAGGAGCCACCUCCGACUCCCCGAGAUGGUCCAUCACCCCGCCUUCGCCGUCGUCUUCCAGCUGGAGUACGUGCUAAGCAGCCCCUCGGGAGUGGAUGGCAACGCGGCUCCCGCCUCCGCCUCGGCCAGCCUGGCGCGCAUGCACACGGUGCGCUGGGCCGUCUGGAAGCCGCCGCCCGACGCCGGCCCCGGGAGCGCGACGCUGCCUCUCCAGGGCGGGAUCCGGCCCAACCCCGCGCACUGUCUGGCCUAUAAGGUGCCCCCCGCCAGCAUGAGCUCCGAGGAGGUGAGGCAGGUGGAGUCGGGGACUAUCCAGUUCCAGUUCUCGCUGAGCCCCGACGGACCCCCGGACACCCCAGGGCAGCACCGGCCGGAGCGGCGGCCCUCGAGGAGGAUGCCCACGUGCCCCGCAAGCCCGCCAGUGCCGCCGCCCCAGGGGCUCGCCACCUCCCAGAACUCGCCUGUGGGACCAGGGCUGUCCCUGUCCCAGCUCGCAGCCUCCCCACCGUCCCCCACUCGUUGCCGCGCGGCCAAGCCCUCUUUCCAGCAGCCCGCCAGCUCCGAGCCCUCGGGGGCCCAGGCGGAGCUCCCCCUGGAGGGCGGGAUCGCGCACCUGGAAGCUGACCUGAGCCCCACGCCCGUGGUCCCGGGGACCUGUGUCGCCGAGCAGUUGCAGGAGCUGCCCUUCGCCCCCGUGCACGCCCCCAUCGUCGUGGGGGCCCAGGCCCGGAGCUCCGGAGGCAGGCUCUCGCGGGCCUGCAUGGCGCUCCUGCAGGCCGCCGGCUUCCCCGAGAUCCUGGACGCCAGCCAGCAGCCGGUGGAGGCCGUCAGCCCUGCGGACCCCGUGAAGUUCAGCCUGCAGAGGGAGGAAGCCGACCGUCUCCGGGGCAGCGAGGUGGUGCUGCAGUUCCUCGCCUUCAGCAGGGUGCCCGAGGAUGACCCGGGAACGCCGUGGCCGCGCACCGUGUAUUUCACCUUCCAGUUCUACCGCUUCCCGCCCGCCACGACCCCGCGGCUGCAGCUGCUCCCGCUGGACGGGGCCGGGAAGAGCCGCUCGGGCCCCCUGUCACACAUCCUUGUUCCCACCAGUCACCACGGCUCCUCCGAUGCUGGGCCUCCGGGCUUCCAGCUGAGGUACCUGGUGGACCCCGGGUUCCUGAGGCCGGGUGAGCGGCGCUGGUUCACCCGCUACCUGGCCGUGCAGAGCCUGCAGGUGGACGUCUGGGACGGAGACUCCUUGCUGCUCAUCGGCUCGGCCGCCGUGCACCUGAAGCACCUCCUCCGCCAGGGCCGCCCGGCCGUGCAGGUCUCCCACGAGCUCGAGGUCCUGGCCACCGAAUACGAACAGGAUGCAAUGGUGCUGAGUGGAGACGUGACUGCGUCUGGCAGCGUCAGGCCGAUCGGUGUCCACACGGUGGUGAAGGGCCUGCUGCACCUGACCUUGGCCAACGUGGGUCACCUGUGUGAGCAGAGAGGGAGAGAGGCCAGCGCGCUGCCACCUUCCAGGUUGCGGGUCAUCUCGAAUGAGGGAGCCGGCCGCUUCGACGGAGGCAGCCUCCUCAUGCACGGGGCCCCGAGACGGGUGAAAAACGUGGUCCAGGCACAGAAGCUGGCAGAUGUGGACAGCGAGCUGGCCGCCAUGCUGUUCACGCCCCUGCCGCCGGGGAGCAAGGGGCCCCGGGGCGCCGUGCGGGAGGGGGACGCGGUUCGCAGGCGCAAGCUGGAGCGGAUGAGGGCUGUGCGUGCGCAGGGGGCCGGCGGCGAGCAGGGCUGCCGGAGGAGCGUGCUGGCUCAGCAGAACGUCCGGGCUCAGCAUGCACGGGACCUGCAGGUCAUCGCCGCCUACCGGGAGCGCACCAAGGCCCAACACAUUGCCAGCGCGCUGAGCCUGGCCAUCACCGUGGAGCACACGCUGUACGCCUCGCUGGGCACCGCGGAGUUCUUCGAGUUCGCCCUCAGGAACCCCCACAACACGCCGCACACUGUGACCAUCGAGGUGGACAACCCUGAGCUCAGCCUCAUCGUGGACAGCCAGGAGUGGAGGCACUUGAAGGCGGCGGCCGGCCUGCACACGCCUGUGGAGGAGGACAUGUUCCGCCUGCGCGGCGGCCUCGCACCCCAGCUCUUCCUGCGCCCCCGGGAGACCGCCCACGUCCCCUUCAAGUACCAGACCUUCUCUGUGGCGCAGGCCUCUGCGGACCUGAGACCUGAGAAGGGCACGGACCCCGGAUCCCCUGCGGACAGCGUGAUGCCCACCAGACACGCCAAGGUGCUGUUCCGGGCGGGCGGCGGCAAGCCCCUGGCCGUGCUCCUGCUGACGGUGCAGCCGCAGCCGCCCGCGGUGGACCAGGUCUUCCGCUUCUACCACCCGGAGCUCACCUUCCUGAAGAAGGCCGUCCGCCUGCCCCCCUGGCACAUGCUCCCAGGUGCUCCCGUGGGGAAGCCUGGCGAGGCGCCCCCGGUCCACGUCCGCUGCAGCGACCCGCACGUCAUCUGUGAGACCCAGAGUAUGGGCCCGGGGGAGCCGAGGGACGUGUUCCUGAAGGUGGCCAGUGGCCCGAGCCCGGAUGUCAAAGACUUCUUUGUUGUCAUUUACGUGGACCGCUGGCUGGCGGCGCCCGUCCAGAUUUGGCAGGUGCACCUGCACUCUCUGCAGCGCGUGGACGUGUCCUGUGUCGUGGGCCAGCGGACCCGCCUGUCCUUGGUCCUCCGGGGGACGCCAACACUCAGGAACGUGCGGGCCUUCACCUCGCACCCCCAGGAGCUGACGAUGGACCCCAAAGGCGUCUUCGCGCUGCCGCCCCACGGGGUGCAGGACCUACAUGUGGGCGUGAGGCCCCGCCGGGCGGGCAGCCGCUUCGUGCACCUGAACGUGGUCGACGUGGACUUCCACCAGCUGGUGGCCUCCUGGCUCGUGUGCCUCUCCUGCCGGCCGCCUCUCAUCUCCAAGGCCUUCGAGAUCACCAUGGCCGCGGGGGAGGGGAAGGGCGCCCACAAGCAGAUCACCUACACCAACCCCUACCCCUUCCGCCGGGCCUACUGCCUGCACAGCGACCACCCCGAUCUGCUGCAGUUCACGGAGGACACCUUCCAGGUCGCGGGCGGAGAGACCUACACCAUCGGCCUGCGGUUCGCGCCCAGUCAGAGGGCCGGGGAGCGGGAGGUGCUCAUCCACAUCAACGACCACGAGGACAAGAACGAGGAGACGUUCUGUGUGAAGGUCGUCUACCAGUGAAGGUCGUCUACCAGUGAAGGUCGUCUACCAGUGAAGGAGCCUCCACGGCCUCCCGGUCUCCGUGGCCUCUCGGCCUCCCCCGCCUCCAUGGCCGCCACGGACCCCCACGGGUGGCGGCCUCCCAGCGGCGGGCGGCAGUGGCCGCGGAGUGGGUGUCGCAGGCCCUGGCGCUCGGAAGGCUGCUCCGGUGGAGCUGCUGCUCUCGGGUGGGGCGAGAGCGUGGGCCGCGGCUGCACGGCCAGGGCUCUGGCACACGAGAGCCACCGGCUAGGACGUUUCCAUUUGUUUUCAGCGACGGUUUUUUCAGAAUCAUCUUAAAUGAUAAAAGGAUGUUUUCUUACUGGGUUUUGUACAAACAUGUCAUUUACUAUGCAACGUUUUAUAUGGGGAUAUAUCUUUUCUAAAGUUACGUAUGAAAAUAGUAAACUUUUACACA